Messenger RNA from Anolis carolinensis (green anole), 12338 nucleotides. RefSeq names its product leucine zipper protein 2 (gene luzp2). The record is from RefSeq and is a predicted model, not a curated record. The coding region runs from base 5661 to 7772 and encodes 703 amino acids. The transcript has 2 exons. NCBI's taxonomy places the organism in Eukaryota, Metazoa, Chordata, Lepidosauria, Squamata, Anolidae.
CUGAUGGGUUCUUUCUGCAUGCUAGGUCUUUUUAGAGGUGGCACAAAGAUUUCAGUAUUUCUUUGAGUAUGCCAAGUUCCAUAUCAGUGCCAACUCCCAUGCUGCCAAGGUAUGCGCUUCUAAUUGGUACCAUAACUUUCCACUCUUCCUAAGCAGAGUACAGCUUUCCUAUGCACAGUGCAGGAGGUUAAUUUGAAAGUUGUCUGUUAAUUUAAAGAAGUUUGACCUCUGAUCUACAUGCAAAUCUUGUGGAGCAAUGCAACUUUAAUUAUAGAGAUACAUUUUUGGGUGUGGGGUGUAUGGCUUUUCUGUGAUUUAAUGUUGGAGACAAACCUGAAGUGCACUCCUACCCUGAGCUAAGUAGCAUCCACUGUGCUCCGUUCCCUCCCCAGUUGCCACUUAAACUGCUAGUAAUAACAAAUCCUUGAGGACAUCAAUAGAGUCGCUGUGUUGAAUAAUCGCACACUAUCAGGCAGUAGGCUUGCAGCAGCAGCUCCAUUGCCUGUGACAUCACUCCUGAAGCUCAAACCCCACUCUAAGCUGCCUUCAUUAGUCAGUGUGUUGGUCUGUCUGCUUUUUUUCCAGAUCUACAGACCGUCACACACGAGAACAGGUUAUUUGCAGAGGGAGGACAUUGAGCAUCAGUAGCCGGAGAAUAAGAAGCGAGACAGACAGAGACACACAGAAAGAGAGAGGAAUAAAGAGAGCGAUUACCAGCUUCACAGAACACAACAGACGCUAACAAUAUGAAAUUCAUCUUGCCUCGUUACUUGCUGUCCCUUUUCCCUGUUCUGGUUCUCAGCAGCACCAGGAGAAGGGCAAAAUGUUGCCCCACCUCUCCUCUAUUCCCUGCUGAUUUAAUGAAGCGCAAACUACUUUUGUACUUUGAACUCUGCAGCAAUUGAAGUAAGCAGAGGAUGAAAGGAGAAUGUGAAAGUAAGAGAGAGAAACUCGGACGUUUAAAAAAAACUGUUAAAAUGGACAUCAGAACUUUUUCUGCCAAAUCAGUUGGAGUAUCUCUUUUGCUGGAUUGAGAUAUUCAGAUUCCACAGAUUUUAUUUUCUUAUUCUUUUUUUAAGAGAGAAGGUGGAUUACUUCUUCAGGAAUCCUCCCGAAGUGACUAUUCAUCUUUGAAAUAUCAAAAAGUUCAUUGACUUUAAAUCCUGAAGUGGGCUUCUAGCCACUCUUGCUUUUGUUGUUUUGCCUCUUUGUUUGGAGACAUGUUUAGCAGCCUGUGUAGCUCCCACAGCAUCCCAGGAACAGAAAAUUUGCCUACCUGUUCUCCACUCCUGAUUUCUGACUUCUGUUCUUGAAGGAACCUUCUUCAACACUAGGUAGCCAUAUGGACUCAAGUCAUAGGAAGAAUGGCUUUAGUCAAGGAGAAAAGCUGAAUUGCAAUAGCAAUAGCACUGGAGAAAAAGCACCUUUUCAGGUACCUCUGCUUCCAAGCAUUUUUGUGUAAUGUGUAGCAUUUAUGGACAUUUUGCUUAUUGAAAGUUAAAUAAAAUGUGACCCUUAUGCUUCCCUUCCUCCUGAAUAUAUUUCCAGUUUUCCUCAGAGUCGCCAGUUAUGACUUCCACUUCUUCAGGGGAUGACUGGUCACACUGUGUGAGACACAUUUUCAGUAUGGAUACAUUUCAAUAAAUGUUAUUUUUGAAAUUUGUUCACAGGCAGUUUUAAAGUGUUUCAACAAUUUUUGUAAUUUAUUCACACUGGGAAGAGACAGUAUGGAAAUAUAAUGAAAACUUAUAUAGAGAAUUGAAACUUUUCUGAAGUUAUGCCGUUAUAUCACCCAACAAAUCAAACUGCUUUGUAAACUGUUUUUCUUCAGUAAAAGCAUCAGUAAGAGAAAUAUCUGCAGGCACACCAAGGUGUGCAUCUCAUUGUAUUUUCUUUAGAUCAUGGCUAUCAACCUUAAAAUAAGGUUGCAGUCCUAUGUGUACCUGCCCAUGGAUGGUGUUGUUAAGGGCAUUUAGGAAAUACAUCUUAAUAGACAUGUAUACAGUUGAAUUGAAACUGAUUUCUCCUUGGUAAUCAUUCCAAGAACAGUACUCUGGACUAUUCUUUAUUAACAGAAUCCUUUGUUGAUUAUACUGGAAAACAUUUUACCCUAGGGAAUAGAAUAUAUCAUUUUCUAAAAUGGUUUUCAGUUUGAAUUGCAAUAAAAUCCUGCACUCACUCUCAAGCGUGUAAGCCCAAGAAAAUGCAGUUUAGUAAUAAUAUUUCUUAUUAAAUGGGUGUCCAAAUAAGAGGGUUGUUUCUUUUUUCUUUUUCUCAAAACCCCCAACUCAGAUCUCACAUUAGUUUAAUGGCAGGGAAAGGGAUUAUGGCAGGGUUUUUUUUAAUGGAGCCAUUCUACAUCAGUAUGAAAUUGCAUUAUAAAGCACUUUGUAAUUUAGUUCAGAGAAACAAACAUAAUGUUAGUGAACUUUGACUAAAAUGAUAGAAUAUUAUGGAGUUGUGUUAUAAAAAGGCAUGACUUUAGCUUUCAUUUUAAUUUUAUUUAUUUCUCAGAAACCAUUCAUAGCCUACUCUUCUAAAGCUUAAGGUGUUUACAGCAAACUUUCCACAUCAGUGCCUCCUAGCAAAAAAAGAAGCAGCAAAAACAAGACAAUCCAAUUGGUGCCUCAGGCAUCUUUUGUAUUGCUUAAUCAAUACAUAUUGUUUUAAAAGCAACAUAAAAUGUCAUUUUAAUAAUUCUUCUAUCUAAUAUUUGGCCAUUUAAUUAUUGGUUUUAAAUGUACUUCACUGAGUAUCUUGAUUAUUCUUUCUGUUAAUGCUGGGGUGAAGCAAUACAAUUUCUGCUGCAAAGAAAAACAGAAGAAACUAUUUUUGAAGGUACUAUCUAAACUAUAGAGGGGCCCCUGGUGGCACAGUGCGUUAAAGCGCUGAGCUGCUGAACUUGCAGACCAAAAGGUCCCAGGUUCAAAUCCCAGGAGUGGAAUGAUCGCCUGCUGUUAGCCCCAGCUUCUGCCAACCUAGCAGUUUGAAAACAUGCAAAUGUGAGUAGAUCAAUAGGUACUGCUCCGGCGGGAUGGUAAUGGCGCUCCAUGUAGUCAUGCCAGCCACAUGACCUUGGAGGUGUCUAUGGACAACGCCGGCUCUUUGGCUUAGAAAUGGAGAUGAGUACCAACCCCCAGAGUCAGUCAUGACUGGACUUAACAUCAGGGGAAAACCUUAACCUUAUCUAAACUAUCCUAUUUGUUAAAAUUAUCUGAACAUCAUUUAUGUCUCAUGAGCUUACUUGUUUGUCUAGCUUGUUUUCCAUGAAUGUGGACAAAUGUGUACAUGAUGAAGAAGCACAGAAGAUAGCCUCAGAAACACUACACAAUUAUAGUGCUAUUUUCCAUUUUAACUGUCAUGAUAGCAUUUUAUAGAAUCCUGGGCUUGGCAGUUAAGGGAGAGGCAUUUAGACUUCUCAGCUAUAUAACUCUACAAUAAACUUUGUUAAUCUUUAAGAUACCAUACUUUUUCUUUUUUAAGAUCUUGUUUCUGGAAUAUAGGAUUGAUUUUCUGUUUGCAAUAAUAUUUUUAAGCAUUCUUUUUUGUUUUAUAAUGAUGGGUUUUGUGUUAUAGGGAAUCGCUCAUGACCGAGUAUGAUUGUCUUCCAAGGGCAGAGUCUUGGCAGUGGGUCUGUAAGUGACUGUGGAGAUCUAUUCUAGAUUCACAUUGUGAUGACUCAUGGGCCUUGUAGUCCUGUUCCUAGUACUAUUGUGACAGACGAAGAGGAAAACAUGGGAUUUUUGCCGGUUCAGCCAGAGCCGGAGCCUCCUCAGUCUCCUCACCUGCAGGAUGUUGAUGUUUGUCCUCAAGAAUCCAGCCAAACAAGCCUUGGGCAGAAUUCUCCCCCGUUUUCCCAAAAGGACAAUUAUAAUAGAGAUAGAGGGGCGAGGGAGGCUAAUCGCCGGUCUCUCAGAAUCGCUGCCAGACAAUUAGCUGAUUAAGCCUGCUUCCCUUGGGAAAUUCUAAGGAGUCAUGCAUCUGGACACAGUUUGGGUUUCACUUCUUGUUCUCCAGGGAAAGUGUUCCUUGGCGGGAAAACAAGAUCCUAUAUAGGUGUUUUGCCGCAAGGGGAACCUUGCGGAGUCAAUUCGUCAACUCGAGGAGUGAGAUCGUGUGUGGACUCCAGUUCCUUGUUUCCCGGAUCAAGUUCAAGCCUGCCUUGUUUCGCGUUUGCCACGGACCUUGUUUUUGCUUCUUGUUGCCUCGUUUCAAGUCUUGUUCUAGCCAAGUAUCAAGUUUGUUUUCCAGCCUAGUUGUCAAGUUUCAAUGGACUAAAGGACCUUGUCUUCUCCCCACACUAUUGCUUGGCAAAGUGUGUGUUUCGGUUAUUGGAUUAUAACUUUGGACUUAAUAUCUUAUAUUGGACAAUUUAUUCCUGGACUAUAUUUGACCUCAUCAGAAUGGUCUGCUUCUGAACUAUAUUCUUCACUUGUUUUUAUUGACUUUAUAUAUUCCUUUAAUAAGGAUAUUAGAUAGAUUCUGGUCUCUGCGCUUGGUUAUUGGUGCUCUGCAGCCUGGGUCCUGACAGUUUGACUCCGCCACCCUAAGCACCAAUUCACCUAGGCCAGAAUGUCUACAGGAACCGGGGCGGAAGCCCAACCACUCAGCUAUACCAUUUCCAAGGAAGAAUUCGACAGGAUCCGAGAUACCCUCCGAACGCAGGAGGGAGAAAUACGGGGCUUAAAGGAACGCGGUGUCCGGCUCCCUGGCCUAACGCUUCCAACCAAGUUUUCUGGAGAAGCCUCCAAGGUUCAUGUUUUCCGUCGCCAAUGCCAGGCGUACAUAGAAGCCCGCCAAGCCGAGUUUCCCCAAGAAGAAAUCAAGGUGGCGUGGAUUUACAGCCUCCUAGAAGGGCCUGCGGCCAAUUGGGCGACGGCGCUGUUUGAUGCGGCUUCCAUGCACCUGAGUUCCGUGCACAACUUCCUGAAUCACCUUAGAGCGACGUGGGGGAUCGAGGACAACGAGGAGGCGGCCGGCCAUAAACUCCGGCGUCUCUUCCAAGGGGACAGACAGUUGUCCCAGUACAUAGCCGAGUUCCGGGUGUUGGCUCAAAACACCGGCUGGAACGAUAUAGCCCUCAGAGGACAGUUUCGUGAGGGUCUUAACAUCGAGAUGCAGGAAGAAAUCUCUAAGGUGGAUCCUCCAGAUUCCUUAGAGAGACUUAUCAAUCAUUGUCUACGAGCCGAAGUCCUGCUUGCCAACAAAAAACAGUGGCUCCGAGGCCAGAGUGGAAGAGCCGGAGUGACACCCCCUGCUUCCGCCAGUAUUCAGCCACGUCCAGUGUGAAGACCCCCACCACCAGCCCCAAACCCCAGGGGAAGCGAGGAGGAGCCGAUGCAGUUGGGCAAUGUGCGCCCCACACUAGAUGUUGCCGAGAAGGCGCGCCGCCAACGUUUAAACCUCUGUUGGUACUGCGGGAACGGGGGCCACUUCGCCAGAGAAUGUCCAGCCAAAAGAAAGCCCGCCGCUCGCUUGGCGGCGGCGUCCUCCGCGGAGACGGAGACGGCCGAGGCGACUGGAGCAAGGCUGGCGGGGGAAGCCAGCGACUGGGCGUAGAGAGGCUCGCCAACCCGGUCAAAAACCCCACUCAAGAGCCGCAAACCGGGGUCCUAUUUCUCCUAGUGGUCACGCUGUGGUCAGCGUAAAAAGGACCCGUCAUGAUCCAUGCCAUGAUAGACUCAGGGGCGACAAACAACUUCAUCGAUAGAGAGUAUGCCGACUCUCUAGGAUUACAAUAUCAUGAUUUCAAGAAUGCCCGGGUGGUGCAGGCCAUAGAUGGCCGUCCACUAAAGACGGGUCCAGUAAGCCAAUGGACUGAACCCACCAGAAUGUGGAUAAAAGAACACAUGGAAGAAAUUUCCUUCUUCGUUACCGAGGUGCCCCACUUCCCUGUGAUAUUGGGGAUUCCAUGGCUGACACUUCACGACCCAAACAUCUCCUGGUCCAACAGAGAACUACAGUUUGCCUCAAGAUAUUGCCAAAACCAUUGUCUAGUAGCCAAGGUCUGUCAUGCCACAGACACCGAGCCCAUCAUCACCUUGCCCAAGAAAUAUUCGGACUUUUGGGAUGUCUUCAAUGAAAAGGAAGCCGAGAAACUACCCCCACAUAGACCCCAUGACUGUGCCAUUGACUUGGUGGAGGGGGCCCCGAUUCCGCGAGAACACCUCUACUCCCUGACUGAACCAGAGCAAGAAGCUCUCAGGGAGUUUAUAGAGUCAAACCUUCGCAAGGGGUUCAUAAGACCCUCUCAAUCCCCAGCUGCUUCCCCAGUGAUGUUUGUGAAAAAGAAGUCAGGGGACCUACGCUUGGUUGUGGACUAUAGAGCAUUGAACAAUAUCACGAAAUGGAACCGUUACCCCUUGCCUUUGAUCUCAGACCUAUUAGACCGACUCCGAGGGGCCAAGGUUUACACCAAGCUGGAUCUACGGGGGGCUUACAAUCUAGUUCGCAUCAGAGAAGGGGACGAAUGGAAAACCGCUUUCCAGACCAAAUUCGGAUUAUUUGAGUCCCUAGUAAUGAAUUACGGUUUAUCCGGAGCUCCCGCAACGUUCCAGCAUUUUGUCAACGAUAUCUUCCAGGAUUAUCUAGACCGGUUCUUGAUCAUAUAUUUGGACGAUUUUUUGGUGUUUUCUAGAUCACAAUCGGAACAUGAGCAACACGUCAGAAUGGUGCUACAACGAUUGCGAGAUCAUGGACUAUAUGCCAAGUUAGAGAAAUGCACCUUUGAUCUACAAGAGGUAGAUUUCCUGGGAUACCGUGUCUCGCCACAAGGGCUCUCCAUGGACCCAGCAAAGGUUUCAGCAGUAUUGGAAUGGCGGGCGCCAACCAACAAGAAGGAACUGCAACGCUUCUUGGGGUUCGCGAACUACUACCGCAAAUUCAUCCCAGACUUCGCCCGCUGGUCUGACCCAAUCACCAGCUGCAUCCGUGGGAAACAACCUUUCCGCUGGACGGAGCAAGCAGAGAAAGGGUUCCAGCAACUAAAGAAGUUAUUCACGACCCAGCCAAUUUUACAGCACCCUGAUCCUAAAACCCCUUUUGUUGUGCAGGCUGACGCCUCUGAUGUGGCAAUUGGGGCUAUACUCAUGCAACCAGUGGGAGAACAUCUUCACCCUUGUGCCUAUUACUCCCGUCAACUAACAGCCCCAGAGAGAAAUUACACUAUUUGGGAGAAAGAACUUUUGGCCAUAAAGGCAGCCUUUGAAAAUUGGAGACAUUGGUUAGAAGGGGCCAAAUUUCCCAUUGAGGUUCAUACUGAUCAUCGAAAUUUAGAACACCUAAGGACCGCACGAAAGCUAAAUCAAAGGCAACAGCGCUGGGCUUUAUUCUUUGAACGUUUUGACUUCCAGAUCCAUUAUGUAACCCCGGCUCAGACCAAGCAGGCAGAUGCUCUAUCACGGAAACCAGAGUAUGCUGCAGGACGCAAAGAGACCUUCGAAUCUCGAUUGCUGCAGCCCGAAAACUUUGCCACGCUCACAGUGGGAAACACCAAAUCCACUUCAAUUGAACCAACUCCUUCUAACCCAGAACCCCUUUGCGCUCAAGAAAUUAGAGCCAGUCAGCAGGCAGAUGCCUGGGCUCAAGAACAGAUUCACCAAGGACUACGUUUCCCUUUCUCACUUAAGGAUGGGCUACUGUGCUACAGGAAUCAUGUUUACAUCCCUCCAGGUCCAGGUAGAGAAAAGGCACUUCAUCUAUGUCAUGACUGCAAGCCAGCAGGGCAUUUUGGACUUUUUAAAACCAUGCACUUGAUCCUACGGGAUUUCUGAUGGCCCAAGAUCCGCAAGGAUGUGGAGAAAUAUGUCAAUACCUGCCCGGUAUGUCAGCGUUCCAAGACGAGAAGGGAGAAGCCGACAGGGCUACUGCAUCCCCUUCCUACUCCAUCUCGCCCAUGGGAGAUAAUUUCCACGGAUUUUAUCACCAACCUACCACCUUCCCUUGGAUUCACCACGAUCCUAGUGGUGGUGGACCUUUUUACCAAGUUGGCCCAUUUCAUUCCCUGCGAUGGUCUCCCCACGGCCAAAGAGACUGCAGAUUUAUUCCUUCAGCAUGUUUUCCGACUACAUGGAUUGCCCAAGAGUUUAGUCACGGACCGUGGAUCUCAAUUCACCUCUCGCUUCUGGAAGGCACUACAUUGGGCAUAGACUCUCGUUUAUCUUCAGCUCAUCAUCCCCAAACGGAUGGGCAAACUGAGCGCACCAAUGCCACUUUGGAACAAUACCUUCGCUGUUAUGUAAACUACCAGCAGGACAAUUGGGCUUCCCUGUUACCUCUAUCAGAAUUUGCUUACAACAAUGGUUUCCAGGCUUCAACUAAAGAAACCCCGUUCUUUGCAAACUACGGCUUCCAUCCACGUUUCUUCCCUUCUGUCAUUGAAUCUUCAGAAGUCCCUGCAGCGGAGGACUGGUUGCAAGAACUUACAGCGGUGCAACAACUCUUGCACCAACAACUGGAUCAAGCCAAGGAGGACUAUAAACGCCACGCUGACGGCCAUCGUCAGCCGGGCCCCGAGAUCAAGGUAGGAGAUCGGGUUCUAUUGUCCACUCGCUUUUUGCCCUCCCACUGUCCUUGCCGGAAGUUAGAUGCCCGUUUCAUUGGUCCCUACCCAGUGGUGGCGCAACUUAACCCCAUGACUUUCAAACUACAACUCCCGCGCUCCAUGCGCAUUCAUCCGGUGUUUCAUCGUUCCCUGCUCCUUCCGGCGGAUGGGGUACGCCCCGAUGUGGACCAGCCGGCCCCCGCCCCUGUUUUGGUGGACGGGGAGGAGGAAUUCGAGGUUCAGGACAUUUUGGAUUCUCGCUUUCAUCGCCGUCGCCUUCAGUAUCUCAUUGACUGGGUGGGUUUUGGGCCCGAAGAACGGUCUUGGGAAGACGCUUCCACGAUCCAUGCCCCCGACUUAGUUCAUCGCUUUCAUCAAACCUACCCCGCCAAGCCGCGGCACUGCAACUCGAGGAGAGCGGCCAUGUUUGAGGGGGGCCUUGGGGGCGGGGAUAGUGUGAUGACUCAUGGGCCUUGUAGUCCUGUUCCUAGUACUAUUGUGACAGACGAAGAGGAAAACAUGGGAUUUUUGCCGGUUCAGCCAGAGCCGGAGCCUCCUCAGUCUCCUCACCUGCAGGAUGUUGAUGUUUGUCCUCAAGAAUCCAGCCAAACAAGCCUUGGGCAGAAUUCUCCCCCGUUUUCCCAAAAGGACAAUUAUAAUAGAGAUAGAGGGGCGAGGGAGGCUAAUCGCCGGUCUCUCAGAAUCGCUGCCAGACAAUUAGCUGAUUAAGCCUGCUUCCCUUGGGAAAUUCUAAGGAGUCAUGCAUCUGGACACAGUUUGGGUUUCACUUCUUGUUCUCCAGGGAAAGUGUUCCUUGGCGGGAAAACAAGAUCCUAUAUAGGUGUUUUGCCGCAAGGGGAACCUUGCGGAGUCAAUUCGUCAGCUCGAGGAGUGAGAUCGUGUGUGGACUCCAGUUCCUUGUUUCCCGGAUCAAGUUCAAGCCUGCCUUGUUUCGCGUUUGCCACGGACCUUGUUUUUGCUUCUUGUUGCCUCGUUUCAAGUCUUGUUCUAGCCAAGUAUCAAGUUUGUUUUCCAGCCUAGUUGUCAAGUUUCAAUGGACUAAAGGACCUUGUCUUCUCCCCACACUAUUGCUUGGCAAAGUGUGUGUUUCGGUUAUUGGAUUAUAACUUUAGACUUAAUAUCUUAUAUUGGACAAUUUAUUCCUGGACUAUAUUUGACCUCAUCAGAAUGGUCUGCUUCUGAACUAUAUUCUUCACUUGUUUUUAUUGACUUUAUAUAUUCCUUUAAUAAAGAUAUUAGAUAGAUUCUGGUCUCUGCGCUUGGUUAUUGGUGCUCUGCAGCCUGGGUCCUGACACACAUUAUCUUUCACAAUGAGGAUAUAGAUUUCCAUAUUGAAGGUGGUCAUGACAAGGGCUGCUUGACGUGCCUUCCUUUUGGCACAUUUCUCCCUUUUGCCUCUAUCUGUGCCUCUUCUGAAUCCACAGCACCGUAGGUAACAGCUGACCUCCAGUUAGAGUGCUCAAGGGCCAGGGAUUCCCAGUUCUCAGUGUUUAUGCCACAUUUUGUAAGGUUAGCUUUAACCUUUAAAUCUGUUUUGCUAUCUGCUAAGAUUUUGUUAUCUGUUCUAGUGUUAAACCACUAAGCUUUAUUUCUGGAAUUGCAAAGCGAUUGGUUGCUGCCUGCUGAUAAAGCACUUUGGUUUUCUUGAUGUCAUCUUUAGUUGACGUGGUUUUCUAGGUUUUUCUUGUUUUCUUGUGAUUUGAAAUUGCUUCAUCUUUUAUUUCCCAGAAAACUGCAUAUAAGUAAUGGGUAGCUCAGAAAUUUGAAAAAAAAAACCAACAAAACACAGAAUUAAAAGUAUUUGAAGCUAGUUAUCUGAAUAAGCAUUCUUUGCAUUUUGGAGUGUUUCCAGACCCCAAUUCAUCAGUCAUCAAUAUAGAUAUUAAGUUGAGAAAUAAAUGCAUUGCGGACUAUGAGUGUGAGUUGAUGGAAUGAUAAUGAAAAGGUACUUAGACCUUUCUGAGGAAAAAAAAUGUUUCCUUGUUAGCUACUGUAAUGAACUGGUUGAUAUACCUGAUCAUUUCCCCAGUAUAGCACUCCUUGUCAGCAAUCAUAGGAGUGGAUUCCUGAUAAAUAUAAUGGGCCACAUCUCUCCUACAUAUAGCUUUCAUUGAUUGUAAUGUCCCAAAAAAUCAAUAUUUCUACAUCAGAGAUGGACUAAGAUUUAAGACUUCAUAACUGCUUUGACGACUUAUGUUUUAUGUCACAAAAUAUUAAGAAUUUUGAUUUAGAUCUCUUUGUUUCAAGUAGUUUAAUUUUGCAUUGUAUAAAUUAUUGGUUAAUUUUUAAAUGUAUGUUCAGGCAUGGUGUUAUUCAUCUAUAAUUUGAAACAGAGGAUCUUCUGUCAUCUUCUUAAAUGGUGUCACAAAACUGGGGGGUUGGGGGUGGCAUAACAACGCAAAUAACAACUUGCUAUUCAAAGUGUUGAAUCUAAUUAUUGCAUAAUAAUUUGAAAGUGUGAAGCUGUUAGCACAGGAGCUGGUCACAAGGAUAAAUUUAGCUAAUGGCUGUAACUUAGAUAAAGUUACUUGUGUUUGGUAAGACACAAUUUCCAGGCCAGAAGCAUUGUGCACUGAAUGCCAGUUGUUAAUUUUAUGGGAAAACAGCAAGGGUGGAUGACCGAGUUCCUUUUUUAUUGUGAUUAUUUAAGGCUUGGAUACAAAUAGUUUAAAUGGAAUUCUGGCCUAUAUGGAUCUUGUUUUGAUUUGGCAGACCUCUUAUACUCUUGAAGAGGGUUAUAAUAAGAGAAUCUUGAUCCAUUCUGUCCUCCAGCUUAUUCAGGAAAGUAUUUCUCACUGUGCACUUGGUUCAAUCUGGGGAGUGAAUUCCUACAAGCAAUCAAAAUGUGAAGUGAAGAAUGUGCACCCUUGUCUUUACCUUCAUUCAUGACACAGUGUGUCAGCACCCAUCAAGCAGUGAGGAAAAAAACUAUGAAACAGGAAGAUCACUUAAUAUGUGUAAGCCCCUUGUUGUUGUUGCCUUCAAAAUGUUAAAUGUUAUACAUGUUAAAUUUACCCAACUAGCCAAUUCUGGCUGGCUCCCAUAUCAACAGUUUUGAACAGUUUUGAGCUUUACUCUAAACCAGGCCAGCAUAACCUGUUGUGGACUUCAGUGCAAACCAUCUCUUCUGAUAUCCCAGUGCACACCUUGUUUCUUCACUCUCUGCAAAGUCUGAAUGGAAGUUCUAUUCAGGUUCAAUAAGCAGAAAGGUCCAUGUUUCUCUGUUUUAUUUUAAUCACAUAGAACAUUUUACAGAUUCAGAUCUUUCAGAUUUAUGUGUUUAUGUGUCUUAGUUAGUUCGCUUGGGGAUAGCUUGCGUUUCUAAGGAGUGAACCAGACUUAUAUAGCAUAAAAGGAGAAUUGUAUUUCUUAUAUCUCAAAUCUUACUAUAUUUCAUAACCCUCAAGGUCCUAAAAUCAAAUGAAACUUUAAGGAAUUUGGCAUUUUCCUCCUUACAAACCAGCCUGAUAUACAGUUCUUGCACAUUUCAGUAUACACAGAUGCAAAUAUCACGGAAGAGCAGGUUGUCCUAUAUUGCUUUAUUCUUUUUCUGACAUACUACCAAUGAAAUGGGUAAUCAAUCAGCCAGUUACAAUGAUAUUGAAGUUCCUUCUGUUCUGAGUCAGCAGCAUGUGAAUUCAUGGUGUGGACAGCCAUCAUUGGAAUUAUUAUUGCCUCAUCCAUUACAGUCUUUAAUCAUCCCUUUUGCAGCUUCUUAGUAAUGACUCCUGUUGAAAAAUAGAGGGAAAGUCUGUCACAUAUAAUAGGAGGAAAA